UAGACUGAGUUCAGGCUGCCAACAGCGCGCAGGAUCUGUGGUUUGAGCUCAAAGACCACGCUUCAAAAUCCAGAUCGUUGACAACUACAGUAAUUUCCUCCCGCGGCAAUGAAGCGCCCUUGUGAAGAAAGUUCUUCAGAUAGUGAUAUUGAUGAAACUAUAGACGUAGGGAGUGAAAAUAACUACGGAGGUCAGGGCAACAGUGCACUCACAAGAGCUGGCUCCCCGUCUACAACUUCCCAAAUCCUUGCCAGGAAGAAAAGAAGAGGGAUUAUUGAGAAAAGACGUCGAGAUCGUAUUAAUAAUAGUUUGUCAGAGCUCCGAAGACUAGUUCCUACUGCUUUUGAGAAACAGGGUUCAGCCAAGUUAGAGAAAGCGGAAAUACUUCAGAUGACAGUGGACCAUUUAAAGAUGCUCCGGGCGACUGGAGGUAAAGGGUUUUUGGACGCUCACGCCCUCGCCAUGGACUUUAUGAGUAUCGGUUUCCGGGAGUGCCUGGCCGAGGUGGCCCGCUACCUGAGCUCGGUGGAAGGGCUCGACACCUCGGACCCGCUGCGGCUCCGCCUGGUCUCUCAUCUCAACACUUACGCCUCUCAGCGGGAAGCGGCUGUCAUGACCUCUUCGGUCGCUCAUCAUCACCACCAUCACCACCAUCAGCAGCAGCAGCAUCACCAGCAGAGGCUCCAUCACUCGCACCAGCAGCCGCACCAGCAGCACUGGGCCGCCGCAUUCCACCAGCUGCCCUCCGCCUUGCUGCAGCACCACGGGCUCUCCAGCGACAGGCUGCUGGCCUCGGCCUCCGAGCUGCACCCAGGUACCGCGGUCCCGGCUCCAGCAGGGGGCUCGGCCCUGCUCACUGCCACCCUGGCGGCGGCCGCGGCUCACACCGACACCACGCUGCGGGCGGCCCAGGGCGGCGGCGGCGGCGGGGGCGGGGGGGCAGUCGCUGGCCGCCUGCCCCCGCUCUCUACCUCCCUGCUCUCCCUCUCCGCCACCGUACACGCUGCCGCCGCCGCCGCCGCUGCCCACACCUUCCCGCUCUCCUUGGGCAGUUUCCCCGCCGCCGCUGUGCUGACGCCGGGCGGCCCGGCCCUCAGUCCGCCGGGCUUUGCCGCCAUCCCGCAGGGCGGCAGCGGGGCCAGCGGCAGCGCGGGCGGGAAACAACCUUACAGACCCUGGGGCACCGAGAUCGGAGCUUUCUGAACAGACUGAGUGAGAAAGACUGAGGCAAAGUUCCGCCCUCCCAGGCCCCGCUCGCCCUCAUCCUGCCUCCCACCCCCCUGACCCUUUCCUAGGGAGAGGAGGGCCAUUCACAGCGGUGCGGGCACUCGCUGCAGGAACCUGCCAAAGGCAAUUCCAUCCGUUGCCCCUUCCCUCCAUUUUGCAUUUGACUCCUGCUGGCAAACCCAUCGCCCAACUGAAUUGAUUUGAACAAUUUAACACCUGACAACUCGAGCAAAAAAAAAAUGUUGGUGAAAACAAUAAUGUAAUUGCUUGAAAACCUUGCUCUCUGCAGGACCUUGGCUGGUAACCCACUGCAAGAGCCACCAGUACUGUUACCAGCAAGUCGACAGCCACUGGACUCGGGAGCUUUCUGCUUUUAAGUACCCCAAUGUUGACUAUUUCGUUUACGCAAAUUGUAACCAAUCGACUGCA
Molecule: messenger RNA, 1656 nt
Organism: Carcharodon carcharias (great white shark)
Lineage: Eukaryota; Metazoa; Chordata; Chondrichthyes; Lamniformes; Lamnidae
Gene: hey2
Product: hes-related family bHLH transcription factor with YRPW motif 2
Exons: 5
Coding region: 109-1203 (364 amino acids)
Biological process (GO): regulation of transcription by RNA polymerase II; regulation of neurogenesis; anterior/posterior pattern specification
Cellular component (GO): nucleus
Molecular function (GO): protein dimerization activity; RNA polymerase II cis-regulatory region sequence-specific DNA binding; DNA-binding transcription factor activity, RNA polymerase II-specific
Source: RefSeq, a predicted model, not a curated record